ACAAACUUUUAUAAAAGUGAGCUUUUCGCGUAUUUCGCAUUUCUUGCGUUUUGCAUCAAAGUAUCACUCCAUUCACCAUGGAUGAACUUCCAAAGGACCAAAUCAACCUUCUGAAAAAAGCCUUCGACACCUUCGAUGUCGAAAAGAAGGGAAGCAUCGGCACCGUCAUGGUUGGUACCAUCUUGGGCAUGUUGGGCAUUCACACGACGGAAAAGAUGUUGGCUGAAAUUAUCGCAGAAGUAGAUGCCGAUGGUUCCGGUGAACUGGAAUUCGAGGAAUUCAUUACCCUCGCUUCCAAAUUCAUGGCAGAAGAAGAUGCUGAAGCUAUGCAAUCAGAAUUAAAAGAAGCAUUCCGUCUUUAUGACAAAGAAGGUAACGGUUACAUCACUACUGCCACCCUCAAAGAAAUCCUCCGAGAGUUAGACAGCAACCUCAGCAACGAAGAGCUCGAUGGAAUCAUAACUGAAAUCGAUACUGACGGUUCCGGGACCGUUGACUAUGAUGAAUUCAUGGAAGUGAUGACAGGUGGAGAUGAUUAAGUUAAAUUAUUUUUAAGUUUCAAAAUAUGUAAAUAAUAAAUCUCUUAUCUUUUA
Messenger RNA from Zophobas morio, 593 nucleotides. RefSeq names its product troponin C, isoallergen Bla g 6.0201-like. The record is from RefSeq and is a predicted model, not a curated record. Gene Ontology annotation, cellular component: myosin II complex. The transcript has 6 exons. Bases 78 to 539 code for a protein of 153 amino acids. Lineage: Eukaryota; Metazoa; Arthropoda; Insecta; Coleoptera; Tenebrionidae. Gene Ontology annotation, molecular function: calcium ion binding.